Eurytemora carolleeae is the source of this 1620-nucleotide messenger RNA. It is a transcript of the gene Atg4b, whose product is annotated as cysteine protease ATG4D. The coding region runs from base 103 to 1494 and encodes 463 amino acids. The record is from RefSeq and is a predicted model, not a curated record. Gene Ontology annotation, molecular function: protein-phosphatidylethanolamide deconjugating activity. The transcript has 17 exons. Lineage: Eukaryota; Metazoa; Arthropoda; Copepoda; Calanoida; Temoridae.
GAAGUAAAAAAGUAUUUUUUACAGAUUGUAACGAAUUGCAAAAUGAGACCGGAUGUCCUAAGGUAUGCAAGAAUCUAGAGAAUAUAGAUAAAAAGUUUGAAGAUGAGUGGAGACGCGACUAAAAGUCUGACAAGGGUUGAAAAGGCAGUCAGGUCAAAGAUGGUGUCUGCCUGGAAUAAUAUUAAGUAUGGAAGAACUAUGUUCAAGAUUGAGCUUAAAACAAGUUUCUCGGAGAGCACCCCUGUCUGGAUUUUAGGAAAACCUUAUCAUAGAAGUAAACCCAGACAAGAAGAUGAGUCUAUGCCCAAAUCAGAAAUUAUGGCUUUUGAAUCUGAUUUCAGUUCUAGGAUAUGGUUUACGUACAGAUCGGACCUCCGUAAGUUUUCUGGAACAGAUUUAACUACUGACUGUGGUUGGGGCUGCAUGAUUAGAACAGGGCAGAUGAUGAUGGCUCAGGGUCUUGUAAUGCACUGGCUUGGAAGAGAGUGGAGAACAAACAAACAACCCGCAGACAAUCCCACACCUUCCCCUGACAGACAAACAUCGGUUAAAGAUAGAAUACAUAGAGAUAUCCUCAGAUUAUUUUCUGAUGUUGAAAUAUCCUCUCCUCUCUCAAUACACAAUCUAGUACGCCUGGGCCGAAAUAUCGGUAAAGGAGCUGGAAACUGGUUCGGACCAGCAUCUGUAGCAUACCUCAUGCAGCUAGCCGUAGCUAAUUUUCAAGAAUACCAAAGCUUAGUGAGUAAUUUAGCUGUGUACGUAGCUCAAGAUUGUACAGUGUACAAGGAGGAUAUUGUCAGUAUGUGUACAGUGAGCCGAGUGCCCAAGGAAACUGUAAUUCAAGAUUUCGCUGUAUUAGAAACCCCAACUCAUCUAGAUACCAUGCAAUAUUCUUUCAGUGAGGAAGUUAUUGUUGAGGGGGAGAGCUGGUGCUUCGAGGAGGGUGGAUCGCUGGUUCCUGACCCAAACUGGAAACCUUUAGUUAUAUUUAUCCCUGUUAGACUCGGUGGAGAACGUUUCAAUCCUCUUUAUUCUAGUUGUCUAAGGUCCUUGUUAACCCUACCUAGCAGUCUUGGUUGGAUUGGAGGCCGGCCUACACAUUCUUUAUACUUCCUUGGCUUUCAAGAGGACGACCUCAUUCAUCUAGACCCUCAUCGACUGCAGCCUGCAGUAGACACUACAGGGGUUAAUUUCCCUACACACUCAUAUCAUUCCUCUGCUCCUAGAAAAAUAUCAAUAUCUAAGAUGGAUCCCAGCUGCUGUUUAGGAUUCUAUAUCAGAACACGAGAUGAGUUUGAAUGCUGGUGUCAGGGAAUUGAAGAAUUUGCCACGCCUUCACCUGUUGAGGGGCGUUCCCAGUACCCAAUAUUCUCUGUAGCUCAAGGGAGAGGGGAUGGGGUGGGAGGUAGGGGGGAAGAGGGGGAGUGGAGCUCACUCCCUGAGGAAACAGAGACACAAGAAGAUAUUCAAUCUGAAGAUUUUGUAUUUUUAUAAAAGUAAAAUUUACUUUUUCACUAAAAUUUAAUUUAAUCAUAUUUAUUGAUUUUUUUCUUGAGCAGAAAAAAUGAUUGCUAGAUUGUAUGAAUGUCACCCACCAAUAAAGUUUGCGGAAUGGUUAAA